CACAAAAUAUUGCCUGCCACGAAAAAUGGAAAACAACAAAAGAACAGGCGCCCCUUCGAUUGGCCUUUGCGCGCUGUUGUCAUGGCCCAAAAGCCGAAACAGGCUACGGCCAGCAUGCCGACCAAACAGGAGAAGGAGGCUGGUUUGGUGAUGGAAACAAAUAACAGUAGUAUUGUGUCCAAACGCAGUGUCGAGCUUCAGUAUUAUCCCGGAGAAGAGUUCUUUCGCCCCUUCGUGAAGAGACCGCAGAGACGAGCGCCGUUGAUCAACCGUGGAUAUUGGCUUCGGAUGCAUGCCAUUGCGCAAACGGUUCGCAAAUUCCUGGAAGAGCCACACGAACGCCCCAAAUUUAUUCUCAACCUUGGAUGCGGCUAUGACCCGCUACCUUUCCAGUUUCUUGCUCGCGAAAAGGCAAUCUGCCAAAAUGCCACUUUCGUGGACAUUGACUAUGAAAAGCUGAUGGGCAUUAAAACUACACUCAUUCAAAAAACGGAUGUUUUUAAGGAUGUCUUGGGAAAGAUGGACAUCUACCCGGAGCCUAAUCCGGUGCUUCUGCGAGCUUCCCACUAUGUGGCUGUGGGGUGUGACCUUAAAAACUUGAAAAAGCUUGGGGAAGGUCUGAAUGAGAUUUUCGGCUCUUCUCCUGUCUCGAUUCUUUGUACAGCGGAGGUGUCGCUCACUUACAUGGACAUUGAGUCCGCCGAUGCGCUUGUAUCAUGGUUACCGACCCUCGGUCAAGACAUUCAAUUCUGUCUUCUGGAGCAAUUCUUCCCAGAUGGCCCUAAUCAUCCGUUUGCAUAUACUAUGAUGAAGCAUUUCCAUAAGCUCCAAGCACCUCUGCACUCGAUUCAUAAAUAUCCAACCCUUCAAAUGCAGGAAGAGCGCUUCACUUCCAAGGGGUGGCUCAGCGCAUCCGCCAUGAGUUUGUGGAAUGUUUGGAAUGACGAUUCCUUUCUUAGUAAAUCGCAGAGGACGGGUUUGGACGACAUCGAACCGUUUGAUGAAUGGGAAGAAUUUUCUCUCUUUGCUUCCCAUUACUUCCUUCUAUCAGCCUCUACUUUUGCUAGAGACUAUAGGAAUAAGAAUCCCGAGGCCCCAUGCUCUAAUGGUCUUCCCAAGUCCUCGCUGGUUUUAUCAGCUAAGCCUCUGCCGACUCAGAAGGGUCGUCGAAGGUUUGCCGCAAUAGUCUCCGAUAGUGACGGGUCGUUGGGUAUCCACGGUGGACUAGGGAGUCAAUACCGUCUGUCGUCGACUGAUCUUUAUGUCAGAGGAGAGAAAGUUACUAAGUCAGUCCGAACUUUGCCGCCCCAAAAUAUCCCGCCACGCAUGUGCCAUACUAUUACGAACCUCAAGGAUGGGAGGAGUCUAAUUGUUGGAGGUCGGGCGUCACCUGCUGCAAGCUUGAGUGACUGUUGGAUUCGUCAAGAUAAUGUGUGGAAAGAGACAUAUCCCCUUCCUGUUCCUCGAUUUCGUCACUGUGCAACACACGUUCAACUACAAGAAGAUGCAGAACAUGUGUUGGUUUACGGCGGAAAGUCUAACAAGGGCGAGACGCUGGGCGAUUGGCUACUUUGGGACGUUCAACAAGGCUGGCAGACACUUGAAGUUGUCUCUGAGGCUGACAUUCCAACUCGAUUUGGUGCCUCAAUAGUGAGCAUAGGCUCGUCAAGUGGAUAUCUCUUCGGUGGUAUGACUCAGGAUGGAAUCAUUCAAACCGAUUUCUGGAAAUGGACUGUUAAGGUGCGAGAGAGUGGAACUAAAAUCAUACAACUCAUUGAGCACACCUCCAAACUGCGAGAUGCUACGACUCUUUCAGACUACAUUGGCCGCUUUGGUGCAUCUGUUAGUGUAAUUUCUGACAGCUUGAUUAUUAUUGGUGGGAUCAGUGUUCGUGGUAUUCUCACACAUGAACUGGAGAUACUCCAUCUGAAUAUUGCCGAGUUAGCUCAGGAGAAAUGGAAUUCUUUGACUGUGGAAAUCGUUCAUUAUGUCACCGAUUCUUCAAUGUCUCGACCACUCCUCGUGGGCCAUGUAUCGUCCAAUGUCAGCCCAUCUGAAGCUCUGGUUGCUACUGGUGGAGCAGUGUGCUUUUCAUUCGGUACCUAUUGGAAUGAUUUCAUUUGGCAUUUGCGAGAUAUUUCAGUCAGGACUCCCGUUGAGUGGAAUUUGCUGCCUGAAAACGAAAAGGCAUGCUUGAAUAAACCUGCGCCUCUAGCAAAUAAAAUUCGUAAAAGACUAGCCAAUCCAGGUACGAUCACCGCGAUACCUCGUCGAACUGUCGAAACCCAGACCGAGUUUGAGGAAAUCAUGGCCCAUUCUCAACCAGUUAUUAUAGCUGGGGCUAAUCUGGGGCGCUGCACGGAAUAUUGGACCAAGGACUACCUGGCCCAGGCUAUGGGAGUUGAUCGUCAAGUAAUUGUUCAUGAGGCUCGUUCUGAUCAUAUGAAUUUCCAAACGAAGAACUUUUCCUAUAAGACCAAAAAAUUCAGCACAUUCCUCGAAGAAAUCCACCAGGGCAGCCGUCAAUAUCUGCGAUCGAUCUCGGUCAAUCAGCCAACGAAGAAGGCAACUAAUUUGGCGGAAGACUUUCCUGAAAUCAAGGAUGAUUUCCAACUCCCCGCUCCACUCAGUUUUGUACAAGAGCAUGCACAUAGUUCCCCUCUACGUAUUUCAGGGCCAGUCACUAUGUGGCUUCACUACGACGUAAUGGGCAAUGUCUACUGUCAGAUUCAAGGACAGAAAAAGCUGGUUCUCUACCCGCCCUCGGAUGUACAGCAUCUGCAGCUACCGGCUGGAGCAUCCAGCUCGACUCUAGAAGUUUUUGACAGUGUAGCUGAUGGCAAUAUUCUCUAUAUCCCACGAACGUCGCCCCACGAGGCCAUCAUGAAACCCGGCGAUAUUCUGUUCAUCCCGCCGCUCUGGCUGCACGCUGCAUCGCCCAUCGGAGGGGUCAGCAUCGCGGUGAAUAUGUUCUUCCGCAACCUCGUCACGGGGUAUGCAACGGGGCGCGAUGUGUAUGCGAACAGAGACCUCCAGGCGUACGAGAAAGGACGCAAUGAGGUGGAUAAAAUCGCACAGUCGUUCAAGGCACUCCCACCCGACAUGGCCCAGUUUUACCUCUUGCGGCUGGCCGACGAGCUGCGAGCAAAGGCGCAGCGAUGAGCAUGCAGCAGUGGAGCUGAUCAAGAAUGGCUGUUGGCACUAACAAUUAUAGUACCAUAGUGUGUACGUAGUUAUGUAUUACUACCAGAAAAACAAGGUUUACGGCGAUUGGCUGGAUUUGCUUCUAAGACGCUCGGACCAGCAAGUCCCGCCGUGUGGAUCCUGGGGAGGCAGCCAGCCAAUGAGCAGGCGGCGAUUGUUUGCACGACUCAACCCCGCUCAGCACUCAAAAUAGAUGACGAUGACAUUAUUCUUAUCGCAGCGAAUCGUCAAUAAAACAUUAAC
This is a messenger RNA of Talaromyces proteolyticus, 3447 nucleotides long. Its product is annotated as leucine carboxyl methyltransferase family. Gene Ontology annotation, molecular function: tRNA methyltransferase activity; protein binding. NCBI's taxonomy places the organism in Eukaryota, Fungi, Ascomycota, Eurotiomycetes, Eurotiales, Trichocomaceae. Gene Ontology annotation, biological process: wybutosine biosynthetic process; tRNA methylation. Bases 82 to 3162 code for a protein of 1026 amino acids. The transcript has 5 exons. The record is from RefSeq and is a predicted model, not a curated record.